Molecule: messenger RNA, 243 nt
Organism: Symbiodinium necroappetens
Lineage: Eukaryota; Dinophyceae; Suessiales; Symbiodiniaceae
Source: the annotation of a GenBank genome assembly
AUGCAUGGACAUGGCAGUGCUCCUGGCUCAACCGUGCAGCCGUUUCGCCACGGCAAGCACUUUCCAGUCUCCGGGGAUGAGUGCGGGGGCGCGGCGGAUGCCUCUGGCGGCAACUCCAUGAGCGCUAUUCGCGCGACAUGCAGGCUGAGGCAACUUUCGGCCAUGGGACGACGGUGGACUUCAAAGAGGAGAUUCGGGAAGGAGCAGAGAAUCAGGAAAUCCUCCUUCGAACCGCCUCGAGUG